AUGAUCCUUGACUCCUUAUUAAUCUUGUUGAUGGUAACGACCCGUUGUCUAUCCUUCAUCAAGGGAGUGGAAUCGUUGCAAGUGAGAGCAACAUACGUAUGCAGAACGUCGUCGUCCCUCUCAGCUGGUGCAGAACGGAAAUCGUCGCGAAGUCGGAGGAAAGAAAGGAAGGAUAACCAACCAACAGUAGAUCUAGAAUGGGAGAGAUUUGACUUUUCACAGUCACCGAAAUGGGACAGGAGGUUCACUGGAGAUGGUUUGCAUGUGGCAUCCAACACUGAUGAUUGGGAAGCAAUUGCAAAAAUUGAAGCUGAGUACGAUGUCGCACUACAAAAAGACUUUGAGAGACGUCAUGAACUCUGGAAUAGUUUAGACGAUGAGCUUGUGUUGAAAGCUACACAAGCUUUGGUACCCUUUAUUCAAGAAGAAAGGUGGAAUCGAAUCCAAUCGAUUAUGCUAGAGAGGACUCAACAAACAAAAUUCUUGUUCGAAAACGUAUCUAAUCCAUCCAACUGUUUCGCUUGUCUGCGUACAAUUGAUUCCUUCGGAAUGCAAAAUGUUGAUUUGGUCAUGCAGUCUGGCCAAUAUCAAGGAAAAGCGGCUUUAAAUCAGAAGAGAGGCAUGAGGACCGCUGCAGGUGCUGCGAAGUGGCUGACAAUCAGGAACCAUCUUAGUACAGAACUGGCAUUGAAUAAAAUGAAACAGAAUGGCUAUCACAUCAUGUGCACCGAUGUGAAUCCAGAGUCAAAAGAUAUCAGAGAGAUUGACUGGGAUGCAUCUGGGAAGAAAAUUUGCAUUGUGAUGGGGAACGAAGAGCGCGGAGUGUCAGGCGUGGCAAAAACGAUGUCUGAUGAAUCCUUCUACAUUAAUAUGUGUGGUAUGGCGGAAUCAUUCAACUUGAGCGUCGCAACAGCAAUUAUAUGCGCCCAUAUGAGUGCUGCAAGCAAGGACGGAAAAGGACCGCUCCGCCCAGGAGAUUUAUCAAAGGAAGAGUAUAACACGUUGCUUCUGAAGGGUGUAUUGAAUAGCAUGAAACCAAAGCUUGCUCGGGCUUUGUUGACGAAAAAUGGAGUCGAGUUGCCAAAAGAACUUAACAUAUCGUAG
Molecule: messenger RNA, 1104 nt
Organism: Cylindrotheca closterium
Lineage: Eukaryota; Bacillariophyta; Bacillariophyceae; Bacillariales; Bacillariaceae
Source: the annotation of a GenBank genome assembly